UUUCUUCUUCUUUCAGAUACCUCAACAAAAUCUCCCGCCCUUAUACCCUAUCCCAGUUGGGAGGCCCAUAGCUUGGACGAUACAGAUCCAGAGCUGGUAUCACCUUUUCGAGUACGUGCCGAUCGUUGUGGUCGUUUGUGGGUGUUGGAUUCUCGUCUCGAUGGCGUUCUCGAAGAUACACAAAUCUUUGGCCCCGCUCAGUUGUUGGUCUACGAUCUGCACAACGAUGAUUUGCUGAGACGCCACAUCUUUCCCGCCAAUCAAGUGAAGGAGAAUUCGUUUUAUGCCAAUUUGGCCAUUGAAGAUACGGAUUGUGAUAACACCUUUGCCUAUGCUGGAGAUUUGGGUAAUCCUGGUCUGGUGGUGUACUCAUGGAAGCAGGAAGAAUCAUGGCGUGUUCAACAUCACUUCUUCCAUCCCGAUCCAAUGUCGGGUAAUUUUAGUAUUGGUGGCCACAUGUUCCAAUGGGAUGAUGGCCUGUAUGGAUUGUCUUUGAGCAAGGCACAGGAUGAUGGGUUCUCAAUGCUGUAUUUCCAUCCUCUAACUUCGGUCAUGGAAUUUUCGGUGAAUACUAAAAUUUUGCGUAACAAAACCUUGGCCACAGAGGGGAAAAUUUAUCGGGAAUUUAAAGUGCUGGGUUCGCGUGGCAUUAAUGCCCAAUCGGGUGCCUCAUUUUUGGAUAAGGAGACAGAUGUUCUAUUCUACACCCUGCCGAAUUUAAAUGCCGUUGCUUGUUGGAAAACUACGAGUGUGGAAUAUAGCCCGAAGUCUCAGGGUCGUGUUUAUAUGCACCCCGUUGAAAUGUUGUUCCCUUCGGAUGUGAAAGUUGAUGGGAAGCAUAACUUAUGGGUCCUGUCAAAUCGUUUACAAGAAUUUAUCUAUGGCGAAUUAUUUCCUAAUUCUGUGAAUUUCCGUAUUCUCACAGCUACGGUGAGGGAUGCCAUAGCCGAUACGGUGUGUGAAGAGGGUUUGAUGAGAACCGUCAUUGAUAAUUCGAAUAAUUUGGGCCAAGGAUCAAUGCCCAGAGAUUUUAAUGUGUACAGCAAUCAGCAUCAUCAUAAUCAUGAUCAUGCACAUCAUCAUCACCAUGGUGAUCAUCAAAAUAGUGCCGGAUCGAUAUUAGAGUUGACCAAUAAAUAA
Molecule: messenger RNA, 1140 nt
Organism: Musca vetustissima
Lineage: Eukaryota; Metazoa; Arthropoda; Insecta; Diptera; Muscidae
Product: protein yellow-like
Exons: 2
Cellular component (GO): extracellular region
Source: RefSeq, a predicted model, not a curated record